This is a messenger RNA of Triticum dicoccoides, 838 nucleotides long. Its product is annotated as bidirectional sugar transporter SWEET4-like. Gene Ontology annotation, molecular function: sugar transmembrane transporter activity. Bases 1 to 807 code for a protein of 268 amino acids. Gene Ontology annotation, biological process: carbohydrate transport. NCBI's taxonomy places the organism in Eukaryota, Viridiplantae, Streptophyta, Magnoliopsida, Poales, Poaceae. The transcript is spliced from 4 exons. Gene Ontology annotation, cellular component: membrane. The record is from RefSeq and is a predicted model, not a curated record.
AUGCCCUCGUUCAUCGUGCCCAUGCCCGGCGGGAGGGCGCUGGCCGCGGGCGCCGGCAGCAAGGCGGGCAAGGCGGCGCUCACCGGCGCCAGCUUCCUCGGCAACACUGCCGCCGCCUUGUUGACGAUUGCUCCGGUAUUCAGCUUCGUGGCCCCAAUCUUCAGGGAGAAGGCAGUUGGUGACCGGACGGCGUACGGGCACAUCGUCACGCUGUUCAGCAGUGUGGCGAUGUUCCUUUACGCACUCCCGGGCUACCCUGGCGCCAUUGUCUCGCUGAUUAUCAACGGAGUCUCCUCUUUGCUGCAGCUGGUAUAUGUCUGCGUGUUCCUCUGGUUCGGGGUCGGGGCGGCGCGCCGCUACGCUUUCUUCGUCCUCGCCCCUGUGCUCAUCGCGUCAGCGCUCAUGAUCUGUCUAGUUGCCACUAAGGUCAUCUGGGGCUCUCCUUUCGUUGCCGCUGUUGCCGCGGGCGCCGCCCUACUCUCCUACUUCUCCGCCAUUGCUGACGUGGUGGCGGCGGCAAAGAGCAAGGAUGUGGCCAACAUGGAUCCGCUCCUCGAGGUGUUGCUCGGGCUCGUCAACGCUUCCGCUUCGACUGGCUUUGGGUUCUUUUCCACUCCUUGGGAUCUCUACACUGCGAUACCAAACGCCAUCGGAGUUGCGAUCCUGCUGGUACAGUUGGUGGUGUACGUGAUGCACUGCAACCCUCAGCCAGAGCCAGAGCCAGAGCCAGAGCCCGAGCCCGUCCACACCGUCGAUGUGCCGAACUACGCGUUGGAUCUCCAUGCUUUGUUCGCAUGCCCCGUGUAGGCGUAGACCAUCAACCUUCAUGAAAAACUUU